AUAUCUAUAAAAGGAGAAGCCCCCCAAACUCUCGCUUCUACAAUUAAUUCUGCAACUCCGAGAGAAAACGAGACUAUCGCUCCCUUCACUGCCCUGUGUGGUGUACACUUACCAAGACCAGAUCAACAACUUUGAGCAAGUUCCCCAUUAACCAGCCACCAUGUCUGACGCUAGCAGAGCCAAGAAGUCCGGUAUUGGAUACCAGAUCGAACAGAAGAUGGAAACCAGCUACGACCAGCUGGAGCAGGAUGGAACUCCAGAGGCCAUCAGAACGUGGAUCCAGGCUGUUCUUUCUGGAGAUGAUGAAGGAGCGUCAGUGAAAAGCAACAAACAAAGGGACCUCCACGAGUGGCUCAAAUCUGGUUCUGUUCUCUGCAAACUCAUCAACAAGCUCCUGGCUUCCAUAGGCCAGCCCCCAGUUAGCUUCAAGAAGAAGGCACCUAACACAUUCGCUGCCUUCGGCAACAUCGAGAACUUCAACAAUGGCUGCAUGGCCUAUGGCAUGAAGAAGGAGUCUCUUGUGCAGUCGGUGGAUCUGUGGGAGGGCAGGAAGGGCCCCUUUGUAAACGUCAUCAACACCCUCCACAGUCUCGGCAUGAAGGCUAAUGAAGGCGGUUUCCAAGUCACUUAUCUGGGAGUAAAAGCUCCAACACUAGAUAGCUAAACACCUUCAACCGCCUCCACUGGAUCUAACCAGACCCAUCUGGCCAUGACCGGCUAGAUCCUGCCUGCCAUGUUUUAACAGCCUCAUGUCUAUACUUUCAAGUCUUUAUUCUUUUCACUAUGUAUCUCUCCAGUUCAUGUUUUAGUUUAGCUGUUGUUGUUCCAAUAUCCAGCACUACUCAUACCCUUGCAUGAGAAAAAUUUCCAAACAGCUAGAUAAUACUCUAGCUAAUACCAGAUAAUACUCUAGCUAAUACUCACUUUCUUUCUUGGAAUUUCUAAAUAACUGUCGUUACUGCUUUGAUAUAUAUUUUGAUAAGUGUGAGUAUUAUUUCAAACUUCCCACGUUCCUGUCUCCUCCUGUCUCAUCUAUGAGCAUCUAUGAGCACCCAUAAUCCCAGUAAACCUAGUUAGUUGCUUAGCUGCUAGUAUAUAUAGCACUGCUUUAAUGCUUAACUGAAAACUAUUUGUUGGACAACUUGUUAUUUCUUGAUUUGUACAUGGUAUGACGCUGCGCUCAGGGCACUGCCUCAUGGGGAGAUAUAAAAUACUCAUGUCUCAGCACUCAUUGAGCAGCAUUUUUACAAAUAAACUUGUUAAAACUC
This is a messenger RNA of Haliotis rubra (blacklip abalone), 1268 nucleotides long. RefSeq names its product transgelin-2-like. NCBI's taxonomy places the organism in Eukaryota, Metazoa, Mollusca, Gastropoda, Lepetellida, Haliotidae. The coding region runs from base 161 to 664 and encodes 167 amino acids. The record is from RefSeq and is a predicted model, not a curated record. Gene Ontology annotation, molecular function: protein binding. The transcript is spliced from 6 exons.